Eruca vesicaria subsp. sativa (arugula) is the source of this 873-nucleotide messenger RNA. The record is from the annotation of a GenBank genome assembly. NCBI's taxonomy places the organism in Eukaryota, Viridiplantae, Streptophyta, Magnoliopsida, Brassicales, Brassicaceae.
AUGAAGUGUUUGUUGUCUUAUCUUGUGUUCAUAGAGCUUCUCUGGUUUGGUUAUGGCCAAUCUACUGAUCCUCAACCUCUUGCUCCAGCUUUUUUCGUCUUUGGAGAUUCCUUAGUUGAUAAUGGUAACAACAAUUACAUUCCCACUCUUGCAAGAGCUAACUAUCUCCCAUAUGGAAUUGAUUUUGGCUUCCCCACGGGCCGUUUCUGCAAUGGCCGUACAGUUGCUGACUUUGGAGCAAUGUAUCUUGGUUUGCCAUUGGCUCCACCAUUUCUAUCUCCUGUAUCGAUUGUUCGAAACCUCAUGAGAGGGCUUAACUAUGCAUCUGCAGCAGCUGGGAUCUUAGACGAAACUGGUCAACACUUUGGAGCAAGAACUUCUUUCAGUGGACAGAUAUCACAGUUUGAGAUGACCAUCGAGUUAAAGCUUCGGCCAUUCUUUCAAACCUCUGAAGAUCUGAGGAAGUAUCUAGCCAAAUCAAUAAUUGGGAUCAAUAUAGGAAGCAAUGAUUACAUCAACAAUUACCUUAUUCCUGAUAGAUACUCAAGCAGCAAAAUCUACAGUGGUGAAGACUAUGCAAAUCUCCUCAUCAAGACACUCUCAGCUCAAAUAUCAAGACUAUACAACUUAGGUGCAAGAAAAAUGGUGUUAGCUGGAAUAGGACCAUUAGGUUGUUUACCAAGUCAGUUAUAUAUGGUCUUGUUAUAUCAGACAAAGCAUGCUGUGGUAGCGGGAGAUAUGGAGCAGCCUCGACAUGCCUUCCUUUGCAGCAACCAUAUUACCCUGGUUUACAAGACUCUAUUUUUGGAUUUGUAUGUAACAAAUGCCCAAAUCUUCAACAUCAUAAUCUACAUUCACAAUAUUAUAAGUUGA